AAUGCAACAACUCCAACAGAGUUCACGUGUCAAAGGUUACAGUUGAUCAACCCAGCAUCGAUUGCUGUACGUUACCGGACAAUGGCUAAACAUCACCCAGAUUUGAUCUUUUGUAGGAAACAAGCUGGUGUCGCUAUCGGGAGACUUUGCGAGAAAUGCGAUGGAAAGUGUGUCAUCUGUGACUCUUACGUGAGGCCGUGCACGCUGGUGCGCAUUUGUGACGAGUGUAACUACGGAUCCUAUCAGGGACGCUGUGUCAUCUGUGGAGGACCUGGUGUAUCUGAUGCUUACUACUGUAAAGAGUGCACCAUCCAGGAGAAAGAUCGAGAUGGAUGUCCUAAGAUUGUGAACUUGGGCAGCUCUAAAACAGACCUGUUUUAUGAACGCAAAAAGUACGGCUUCAAGAAGAGGUGAAGAGACUAAAGCCUCUUAGUUUUUCAGGGUUUUUUUAAUGUAAAACUUUCAAGAAACAUUUUUUGACUUCAUGAUAAUAAAGUUUGCUUUUCUAUUUCUGCC
Melanotaenia boesemani (Boeseman's rainbowfish) is the source of this 516-nucleotide messenger RNA. RefSeq names its product PHD finger protein 5A (gene phf5a). The record is from RefSeq and is a predicted model, not a curated record. Gene Ontology annotation, cellular component: U2 snRNP; U12-type spliceosomal complex; catalytic step 2 spliceosome. Bases 82 to 414 code for a protein of 110 amino acids. Lineage: Eukaryota; Metazoa; Chordata; Actinopteri; Atheriniformes; Melanotaeniidae. Gene Ontology annotation, biological process: mRNA splicing, via spliceosome. The transcript has 4 exons.